AUGGCGGAAAAAGGUAGGUGAAAUUGACACCUUUUUCGGAAGAAUAAGGUAAAUUGAUAUUUCAGCCAAAAAAAGUACGAUGGAUUGGUUGGACGAUGCUCCGAUGCCGCCACCAGAAAAUAUGCCAUCGACUUCGGCCGCCGGCGAACGUUUUCAGCCGCAAUAUUUUGAUCCGUAAGUUUUCAUGAAAAAAAAUAAUUGAAGACAGCUGGGAGGAAUUUUAAUAUCGAGACCACCCACGACGCUUGAACUCUGAACCGAAAGAUAAACAUUCUCAGAAUUUUUGUGUUCAAACUGUUUUUCAGUUGUGUGCGGCGGUUGCGAGUUUGAAGUCGGCCCGAAAUUUAAAAAAAAAUAAAAUAAAUUUCAAGAACUUGAACUCUAUUGGAUUGAGAUUGUGUAAUUAGAUUUCAUUUUUGAUCAUUAUCAACAUUGAAAGUUUGCCAUUAUGACCCUCAGAAAUCAGAAAACAUAAUGAAGUUCAUUAAUUUGAUUGGAACAUUUCAGGUUCGCAACAUCGGAAGGAUACGAAAACUAUGAUGAUAUCCCAUUUCUAAAAGAGGAAGAUGACGUGGAUAUGGUAGAAGUUUUCCCAAUUUAUGAUCAGGACGACGAACAACCAUCCUACUCUCCAGUUCCACCAACAGCAGAAGAUUUCAGUUGGAUUUCAGUAUUUUAUUUCGAAGAUGAUAAACGGGUUGGUGAAGUUUUCACUAGUGCCGAACCCCUCGUUACAAUCGAUGGUUUCACUGCGGAAUGGACGAAAGAUCGAAUGUGCAUCUCGUUGAAUCCAGUCAUGUCGCAAUCUCCGAAAUGCGAUGUUGUACGCAGUCAAUUUCACCGUGGCAUUCAAAUUUUCCGACGAGAUACCAAAGUUAUUUUGAGAUGUUUGACGACGAGUCCGAUUUUCGUACAAUCCCCGCAGAGAGCAUUAAUGCAUGGCGAAGCUUUGAAUACGGUUUAUCGAUUGCAAUCAAUUGAGAAUGAGGAGUCUUGUGAAUUUACGCUUUUUGAUGGCGAUUUUUUUGAUGAGUCGGUCGCACGGAAGAAACAUUGUAUGGAUGAGGAUUUUUACGCGAUACAUGUGAGUAACGUUUUUUGAAGAAUACAAAAUUAUAAAAGAAUGGAUGAGAGUCUUAGCCACCUUUUCCCGCGUCACGUUUCACUCAAACCGCUUGCUCGUGUUGUAUUUUAUGCUCUACAGUACUAUUCGCUCUGCUGCUUUCCCACAUUGUAAAAUAAUGUAAACAAUUGUAUAAAAGGUGACAUAAAUUAUGACGUGGUCAAAAAAUACAUUUAUAAAGUUUUUACUAUUUCCUUGGGGUCACUGAUUUCUACUCAUUUAAAAUUCGAAUUUCUAGAAAAACCCCCAUAUCUUUUCAGAAUCAAUGCAUAUCUCGUCUCUCAAUCAUCAAAGGAUUCGGUUCGGAUUACCCACGAAAACUAAUCACUGAAACACCGUGUUGGAUGGAAAUCCAUAUGAAUUAUAAAUUGCGCGAAUUCGACGCAGUUUUAAGAUCCGGAAAACGACAAUUCCGCGAAACACUCGAUGAUUUAGACGACUUAGACGAUUGA
This is a messenger RNA of Caenorhabditis angaria, 1575 nucleotides long. NCBI's taxonomy places the organism in Eukaryota, Metazoa, Nematoda, Chromadorea, Rhabditida, Rhabditidae. The record is from the annotation of a GenBank genome assembly.